Molecule: messenger RNA, 426 nt
Organism: Hydatigera taeniaeformis
Lineage: Eukaryota; Metazoa; Platyhelminthes; Cestoda; Cyclophyllidea; Taeniidae
Source: the annotation of a GenBank genome assembly
GUGAUUCGGGACUCAAGCCGCCUGAUCACUUUCCUUGACUUGGCUGGUCAUAGCAAGUAUCAGCGAACCACCCUUUCCGGCCUCACCACUUUCCAGCCAGCCUUUUGCAUCCUUGUUGUGUCCGCCACUACCGGCCUGACUGCUGAUGGCCUUCGCCACGCCCGCACCGCCGUCGCUCUUGGUCUGCCUCUAGUUGUGGUUCUCUCCAAAGUGGAUCUCGCUUCGGAGGAAUUAGUGGCCUUCCCACAGUCUAAUGCCUCCGUUACCGCUUCACGUUUCAUCACCACCAAUACCAACGUCGAUGGUGUUGUGGACCCAUGUUCUGUCCUCGCCAAUAUCCAACAAAGUGUGCUGCAGGAACUCAGGACUAUUAAGUUUUACAUUGAUGAAAGUGGUGAGAAAAGUAGGCUCAAGGUGGCUGAGUAA